CGUGAUUAGCGCGCUCUCUGCCGUCCACCUCCAAUCACUCAUGAAUGAAAACGCCAUUUAACAUUUCCUGCGCUUGGUCUGAUUAGGACUGCGUGGGAGGGCAACGAGUCCAGUGUGUGUGUGUUUAUGUGUGUGUAUGAGAGUGUGUUUCUUCCUCGCUGCUUAAUCUCAUUGGUCGCCUUUGUCCAGGCCCCGCCUCCUCUCUCUCAAAGCCAAUAGCUGCCUCCCCCCCCACCCAUAUCUUGUUCCAAAGUUGGACCACUUUAACUCCCCCCAGCAAUGGGCAAGAGCAGCUACGAGCACUAACACACCCCACACUUACUUACACACACAUAAACACAAACACACACACUUAAACAGUUUACACUGCUGUCCUAAAAGCUGUGGUCCCAGUCCCCUCUGCCCUGCACUUUCCACUCCUCCCUGUUUCCCUUUCAUCCCAAAAAAGAAAACUCACUUCCCCCUAAUUUCCUGGGUGCUGUGUCCACUGCUGUGGCUGGACUUUCGUUUUUAGGCUUCUUUUUGGUGAAAAAUCUGGAUCUGUUGUUGUUUUUUUUCUUGCGAAGGCGAGACUGGACCUAUCCGUGUAACUGCUUUUUUCCUCUCUGGUUCAGUUUAUUUUUUUCUUUUUGGAGUAGCUGAAAUGGCUACUUUACCAGGAACCGUUCCUCGUAUGGUCCGGCCAGCACCGGGUCAGAACUACCCUCGCACCGGAUUCCCACUGGAAGUGUCGACACCCUUGGGCCAAGGCCGCGUGAAUCAGCUCGGCGGCGUUUUCAUCAACGGCAGGCCGCUGCCCAACCACAUACGCCACAAGAUCGUAGAGAUGGCGCACCACGGCAUCAGGCCCUGUGUCAUCUCCCGCCAGCUGCGCGUGUCCCACGGCUGUGUCUCUAAAAUCCUGUGCCGCUACCAAGAAACCGGCUCCAUUCGGCCAGGGGCCAUCGGGGGAAGUAAGCCUAGGCAGGUGGCCACGCCAGACGUGGAGAAAAGGAUCGAGGAAUAUAAGCGCGAGAACCCGGGAAUGUUCAGCUGGGAGAUUCGGGACAAGCUGCUGAAGGACGGGGUGUGUGACAGAGGCACGGUUCCUUCAGGUGAGGCCUCAUCUGUGAGUUCCAUUAGUCGGGUUUUGAGAGCGCGCUUUGGGAAGAAGGAUGACGAUGAUGACUGUGAUAAGAAAGAUGAAGACGGAGAGAAGAAAACGAAGCACAGCAUCGACGGGAUCCUCGGGGAUAAAGGUCACCGUACAGACGAGGGUUCGGACGUGGAGUCAGAGCCGGACCUGCCGCUGAAAAGGAAGCAGAGGCGCAGCCGCACCACCUUCACUGCUGAACAGCUGGAGGAGCUAGAGAAAGCCUUCGAGAGAACACACUACCCAGAUAUCUACACCCGAGAGGAGCUGGCCCAGAGAACCAAACUGACGGAGGCCCGUGUGCAGGUUUGGUUUAGCAACCGAAGAGCCAGAUGGCGCAAGCAGGCCGGAGCCAAUCAGCUGGCUGCUUUCAACCACCUGUUACCUGGAGGCUUCCCUCCAACUGGGAUGCCAACUUUACCAACCUAUCAGCUUCCAGAGACCACUUACCCCAGCACGACCCUUUCACAGGAUGUCAGCAGUACAUUGCAUCGACCCCAGCCACUCCCACCUUCUUCCAUGCACCAGGGUGGGCUCUCGGCCGACAGCAGCUCUGCUUACGGCCUCUCGUCCAAUCGCCACACCUUCUCCAGCUACUCGGACACCUUCAUGAGCCCCUCGGCUUCGAGCAACCACAUGAACCCAGUCAGCAAUGGCCUCUCCCCACAGGUGAUGAGUAUCCUGAGUAACCCCAGUGCCAUGCCCACUCAGCCCCAGCACGACUUCUCCAUCUCUCCACUCCACGGCAGCCUGGACUCCUCCAACCCCAUCUCGGCCAGCUGCAGCCAGCGCUCUGACCCCAUCAAGAGCGUGGACAGCCUGGCCUCCUCGCAGUCCUACUGCCCUCCCACCUACAGCGCCACUAGUUACAGCGUGGACCCCGUCACCGCCGGCUACCAGUAUAGCCAGUACGGCCAGAGUGCAGUGGACUACCUGGCUAAGAACGUGAGUUUGUCCGCCCAGCGGAGGAUGAAGCUGGGCGAUCACUCCGCUGUCCUGGGACUUCUGCAGGUGGAGACAGGACAGGCCUACUGAUCCCCACUGGACCCGACACAAGCGCUCAUAUUAACACACACAGCUCCGUCUCGGACCAGUCUCGGACCAGCCCAACAUCCUGGAAAUCUGGGAAAUCUUUUGAAAAAAAAAAAAAAAAACAGUACAAAACAAAAUAAAAAACUGGUCCAAUGUAACGUUACCCCAUUCCAGUUGCCGAGGCCAGCCUCAGAAUGGGUAGAAACGCCCUCAGCCACUCCAAUCAGUGACUGCUACGUUUAGCAUUCCUGUCUGUAUUUCCAUUAUGCUGUAAAUAGUUGUCUAUGAAUUCUGAUUUAAUUCAAAUUGAUAAUCUUUUUUUUUUUUGCUAUUGAUAUUGUUCUAAUAAUUAUCCUCUUCAUAGUUGUUGUAAUUACGAUGAUUGUACUUUUUUUUUUUUUGCUUUCCUAACAUAACAUGUCUGCACCAUUCUGCUCCUCCUCUUUCUCCUCGCCGAAGCUAAAAACAUCAUGUGAAAUGCUAGCUCUCGUGCUCUGCUAGCAUGCUAGCGUGCUGCUGAUGGUUUUUCACUUUCCCCACGUCCCGGAGCCCCAGUGCUCCUGAGCGAUUUGACCUUCACUUUCAUAUUUCACUUGACAUUCCAUACGAACUUGGCCACUCUGUGGGAAGUCUGGCUAAGUGCAUUCUGCUGGGAAUUAGCGUCGUCUUUUUGCAAGACAAAUGUUCUUUUCCCCACCCCUCCCAUGACCGUCCUGUCCUUAGCUGUCCUGGGGGAAAGGGCAUUGUCUUAGGAAAGAGGAUUUGGGGGGAAACAUUGUGCAUUUGAUGUUGUUUGUUAAGGCGGAAUCUAAGUCGCUAAACACUAGCCGCUAACACUAGCCCAUACCUCAAACUUAAAUUUGGUGUUUCUAAAGUUUGCUUUUUAGUCGGUAACCAUAACAAUAGAAGUAAUCUCAAACCUAAGCCUCGUUUUGAAGGAACAUUUGUGCAAAAUAACAGAAAUGCACAGGUCUCUACAGUUUGCUUUUUUCUUGCUAACACACGCUAGCCCUUGUCACAACCUCAAGCCUCAUUUUAAAAGAGAAGUCGCAUUGAAAAUAAUUCAAAAACGUACAAUUUUUUUCACUUUCUCCCAAAUUUGGAGUCUUUGAAUUUUGCUUCCUAGUCGCUAAACAAUAAAAAAAAUUCUCGGACACAAUUUUAGUGUUUCAAAAGUUUUUUAAUUCUUUUUAAUUGCUAACCACAACAUUAGCCCCUGACUCCAACUGAAGCUUCAUUUUAAAAGCACGGUUGCGCUAAAAAUAAUUCAAACAUGCCCAGUUUUCCACUUUCUCUGAACAUUUCUCCAUGUUUGGAGUCUUUGAAUUUUGCUUACUAGUUGCUAAACACAGUGUCGCAACCCUAAACCUUGUUUUAAAGAAACAUUGUGCAAGAAACUGCAAACACACAGUUUUCUACUUUUCCUAAAUAUUUGUUUUUCUUUCUAACCACAAUGCUAGCCCUUUUCCUUAAACUUAGGCUUCAUUUUAAAGGAACAGUUGCGCUAAAAGCUGAAUAUUUCUCAAGACAGGUUUGCUGUGUCUGAUGUUUGCUUCUUUGUCGCUAACCACAAUGCUAGUCCUUGCUUCCAAGUUGAGCCUUAUUUUAAAGGAUUUAAAACAAUUCAAACAUACGCAGUGUUCCACUUUCUCUGAAUAUUUUUCCAUGUUUGAUAUCCCUGAAGUUUGCUUCCUAGACGCUAAACACAACCUCAAACCCUUAAAACUCGUUUUAAAGGAACGUUCGUGCUGAAAACUAAACAAAAAGGCAAACGCAAACAGUUUUUAACUUUUCUUGAACCUGUCUCUAAGUUUAGCGUCUCUGCAGUUUUUGCUUUUUUUCUUGCUAAACACAACACUAGCCCUUACCUUAAAAUUAAGCCUCAUUUUAAAGAAACAUUCAGUGCAUCCAGCUUUUCUUCUUCAGUUUUCUCUGAAUAUUUCUGUGAAGUUUUUAGCUUUUAACUUUUUAACUUAGUACCGGAGCUAGAAAGCCAGUAUAAAGUUAAUGAACGCAAUUAGCAUAACAAGCAAUUAGCAUCACACAAACUGCAUGCCUGAACCAUCGCGAGCUCGCCUCAAAGCGUGUCGAGUUGAUAGGUAAUCUCAAAUAGACUUGCUUAUGUGGCUCCUGACACGGCGUGACACACUGUUAUCUAUAAAAAAUGGACGAAAUUCACACGUCGAGAUGAAAGAACACCUUUGCACAUGUGGAGUUUUGUGACCAAGUAUGAAUUUCUGGAGCAUUCCACUUUUUUAUAUAUUUUUUAUAAGCGGGUAACCCCCCCACACAACACACACACUCUUCACCCCCACCCUCUUUCAACGCUCCUGGGAAGCGUAUAGAGAGGCCCACAGGCUAUGGCAUUCACAUGCACUUUGGCAAAUCAAAUAAUCCUCUCGACCAGCUAAAGGGCACCGGUAGCGGCACAUCAAAUUCUCACUCAUAUUUCCAUUUCUCCUGCCUUUCUUUCAUUUCCUGUGGUGCCACUCUUCUACUCUCCUCUCUCUCUCACACACUCUCUCUCACUCUCUUUCUCUCUCUUUCUUUCUCCAUCGCUUUUUCUCCUCUCCUGCAUCAGCCAUCUAUAGAACCAACCAACCAGCCAAUCAGUCAGCAGGGCUUCUUUAAUUCUUUAAUUUAUCCUCUUCUCUUCUUUUUCACACUCAUGUACAAAAUCUGCUUUCUUUUUUUCUUUCCCUCCCUAAAUAAACUAGUGAAUUUUGACCUCUGUGUAGCCCUGUUAGAUCACACCUCAACACAGUCUGUUUAGUUGCUUAUAAAUGGAAUUGUACAGUAGACCAAGCAGAUUGUUUAUUGUUUGUUUAUAAAGAGUAUGUUUUAUACUAAAACAAAAAAAAUGAUGUUCAGUGGUAGAUGAAACAAGGGAUCUGCGUGAGUCUUCUAAUGUAUUUUUUUUUUGUUUUUGUUUUUAUUUUUUGGGGAUCUAAAGUUUAUGUGUUGCCUUUACUGUUUUUCUACUUCUUUGCUAUUGCUCGAUAUAUCGAUCGAUGUAUCACUUACGAAUAGAAAGAUACACUGACAUGCCAUAAGUCAUGGGACAGCUGUGAGUGAAAUGAAAGUUGUGAGGUGUGGUCUUGUGGUCUUGUUAGUGAGGGUGAACACUGGCCAGCAUGUUCAUUGAAAGGUAACAGCACAUUCGAUUUCUGAAAUUUUGCCACGUGUGUUUGGGGAAUGCAUCAUAAAAGGACACACACACACACACACACACACACACACACACAAGCCAAGUAUCCCACAAGCCAGUGCAGCAUUAUUUAGCUUCUGUGGGACAUGACAAAAGUCAUGGGACAUGACACAAUUCAUGGGACACAAUACUAAUCACAAUACUGACCCAUGGCAUGUGGCAUGUCAGUGUAAAGUGUAUUAUCUUUGAUUACUGUGGUAAAAUCUUGAUGAAAUAUGAUACAGAAUCCAUGCAUUCCCAAAUUUUCCAAACGAUUGUGGAAAAAAAACCCAUACUUUUUGGACGCUUCUUAAGCACCAUUAGAACCGAACAGAUGGAAUACGUGGAUCUCAUCCCUGACGGCAAACGGACAGAACGCUCUUCAUGAACUGAAAAAAGUGAAUCGCUCGUACUUUAUGAUGAAGGACUGAUGAAAAAAUGACUCAUAUCAGAAAGAAUGAAUCGUCUGCUGGACCAAUAAGACUGUGGAGGGAACACAGCCAUGCUUGGUGCUGCUGGGGUCGCCGGUGUCUCAAAGGACUGAGCAUAAGAACUCCUUUUAAAGGCCUCGGCGUGUAGUAAGACUUGUACUGAUGACAGCACUGGUCGAAGGAUGAUCCAUCUGCCCCCCCCCCCCCCCCCCCUUAUCCCUGAUUCUGAUCCUGUACAUUUUUACCAAGAACCUGAUUAAGGAACCUGACUAAAGUGCUUCAGGCAUCGACCACCCGUGGCUAACAUGCGUUAAUCAACAUUUGGAUAUUAAAAGUGCAUCACCUUCCCCCGACUCUGAGCCCCAGCCCCCCGACAGUUCUUAAACAUUUUGGUUAGGAUUUGUGUUUAUGCUUUCUUCCCUUUGGGUUCAGCAUGUGUGUGUACGUUCUCAUGGUAUAAUUUAUUCUGCUGUAUGACGUAGUAGAGUAGUGGGAAAAUUGUAUUUGGUAAUUUCCUUCAGCCUGUUGGUGUCUUUCCUGUAACACUGGCGUAAAUGUUACCAAUUAAAGCUCUUAAACAGA
Molecule: messenger RNA, 6364 nt
Organism: Astyanax mexicanus (Mexican tetra)
Lineage: Eukaryota; Metazoa; Chordata; Actinopteri; Characiformes; Acestrorhamphidae
Gene: pax7a
Product: paired box 7a
Exons: 9
Coding region: 644-2167 (507 amino acids)
Biological process (GO): regulation of transcription by RNA polymerase II; anatomical structure development
Molecular function (GO): DNA-binding transcription factor activity, RNA polymerase II-specific; RNA polymerase II cis-regulatory region sequence-specific DNA binding
Source: RefSeq, a predicted model, not a curated record